AACGGCCGAUAUUAUCGAUCGAGCCGAAGGGAAAACAUCGAAUCGAGAUUGGUUAGAAAAUUGGGAGCCGCGGGAACGAUCCGAGGCGAACGAUUUUAAAUUACGAAUUUACCGUACGUCUAACGGGGAAGGGAAUCGAUUCGAGACCGUGUCAACGCACUUGGACGAACCGUUUCCGAUUCAUCAGCUCGCUCGGUUCGUCCACCACCACCUCCUAGAAGAAACUGUAUUGUGCGACCAUGAAAGUGGUUCGAUCGAGGAAUGCCGGAAAGAAAGUGAUACUAGUGUAAUGUUAUACACUUGGGAGAAACCUGUGCAUCGUACUUGUGCCACCGUAUGAUUUUACUUUCCUCGAAAAAUUAUGCAAACCGACUACCCGAAGCGACGCGGAUGGAAUCGUUUAUCCGUGAAAACACGGUUGGUUUCGCGAGUGGCGAUCGCUCGAUGAUUCGAAAUAAUCGUUUGGAUAGAAAUAAAGCGAGCUGAAAACCUAGACAAGCAAGACGUCUGCGAGAGGAUAGUGAUGUCCGCCCUCCGCUAUCACAACAUAGCAAUGAUGGAGAACGGAUACGUGUGCCUUCUGGGCAAGUUCCACAACGUUCUUUACGUGGCGGCCAAGCUCUGCUUCGAUUGGAACCUUGACAACAACGAGAUCGUGUCCCGCUUGCUCAACGACAUCUUCUACUGCGAGAAAACGUUCGAGCGUAUCCUCGUGGGCGCUAUUUUCGGCACCCGUGUCACUCACUUCCUGUCCGGGUGGAAGAGCGACUUCGAGGACCGCGAGGAGAACCUUCGCGCCCUCAUGUACUUCUUGCGCCACGCCACCCUAGGCAAAUUGGAGUACCGUUGCGCCUGUUCCCCUCUCAAACGCCGAUUCAUCGACGUUCCCAUGGAAUCUUACGGCCAGGUGUCGCCUUUCAGAGUGGCCAUCCAACACGGCUCGCCGGACAUCCUUUUGAUCAUGCUCCGUUACGGCGCCUCGGUCGAAUGCGACAAACUCGCCCCGACCCCCCUCGAGAUACUGCUGAGCAAGCUGAGCGAGUACGACGCCCAGUCAGGUCAGGAGAGAAACGCGUACCCGGAACACUUGCUUCUUUGCCUGAGAUUAGUGCUGAGGACCGUGACGACUGGUUUCGUGAAGACGCCUGAAUACAUCGCCGAGCAGAGCGGCGUGUUCAGCGUUUCCGUUUACGAACAGUAUCCGACUUUGGUCGAGCAGAAGCUGGUGCCGCCCGAGAGGAGCGGCCUUCGCCCCCCCGAAUUGAGACAUCUUUGCCGGUGCCGGAUCAGGGAGGCUCUGUUCGAGAACUGGGCGUUGCCGCACGGGAUACAGCAACUUCAAAUACCGGAGUCGUUGAGGAGUUAUUUGGAUCUGCUUCGGGAUUGAGAUUCAGAAAUGUUUCAGGGAUUUGAAUUACGCUUGGCCUAUCGAAUCGCGCUCGUCUAUUUUUUCGUGGAGAAAGGAUAUUUUUUUCACCGAGAAAGAUGAAAGUUUGGGAGGAAUCACGUGAAAUAAAAUUAUACGACUGUGGAAUUGGGGGCCUUAAAUAAUCGAUUCGAAUAUUAAAAUAUUAGAAAUUGAUCAAUUGUUUGUAAAGUGGCUUGUGUUUUUAUUAUCUUUACGGAUCGAUGAAUGUACGUGUAUAAAUAUUUCGUUAAAGUAUUAUUGUGUUUUUAGAAAUUAUCUAUAUAUAUCUAUGUAUAUGCUAUUAUUAUAAUGCGUGAUUUACAAUUAGAUCUUUUUCAUUCCUUUCAAGUAUAAUAUUAAUUUUAUUGAUGUAACGUGAAAUUUUGUUAAAUCAGGAUUUAAUAAAAUCCUUUUUAAGAAGGAAA
Molecule: messenger RNA, 1833 nt
Organism: Apis cerana (Asiatic honeybee)
Lineage: Eukaryota; Metazoa; Arthropoda; Insecta; Hymenoptera; Apidae
Gene: stops
Product: SOCS domain-containing protein stops
Biological process (GO): intracellular signal transduction
Source: RefSeq, a predicted model, not a curated record